Populus nigra (black poplar) is the source of this 2018-nucleotide messenger RNA. RefSeq lists its product as uncharacterized. The transcript has 12 exons. The record is from RefSeq and is a predicted model, not a curated record. Gene Ontology annotation, molecular function: protein binding; promoter-specific chromatin binding. The coding region runs from base 237 to 1781 and encodes 514 amino acids. NCBI's taxonomy places the organism in Eukaryota, Viridiplantae, Streptophyta, Magnoliopsida, Malpighiales, Salicaceae. Gene Ontology annotation, cellular component: nucleus.
AGUAUACUAUUUGAUAUAAAAUUUCGUAACAAAGUCCCUCCAUCCUUUCUAUUUGAGUCGCGUGAAGUUCAACCCAUCACCGAUUAACGGCCAUCCCCUCCCUUCCAUCAAUCUGCACUCUCUCUCUCCCUCCAGCUCCUCGGUCAAACGUUCAUCAAAACCCUCCCACAUUAAAAAAAAAAAAAAUUGCUGCUUCUAUCACUCCUGCUAAUUCUCCCGACGAUCUGUAAUGAAGAAUGCAUCGGAGUCUCAAUAAAAUGGCGGAGCAGGUGGAGGAGCCAGUAGAUAACAACAGCAACGACAAAGUAAACAACGGCUCAACAGAAUCUAACAGAAACGAGAAUAAUAACAACAAUAAUGAUGAAGAGAAAAAGGAUAAGAAGAAAAAUGUAGAUCCAGAAUUAUUCAGCUGUUUGCUUCAGCCUGUUACUUCGGAUUCCGAUCCUGAUUACAUCGGCAUUCGCCGUCUCCUUCUCUACAGGAAAGCCGAGUCCGGUGUUCGCCGCCGUCUUGAUUGGAGAUGCAAUGGAAAAGGGUAUGCGAGCUAUCGUAAUUACAUUCGCAGGCCAAGAAAUUGGGAUAGUUUGCCAAGCCACCAAAGCACUCCCGGUAACAGUGGGCGAUGGCUUCAAUCUACGACUCCACCUUCCCAUUUGUUCGAGGUGGACAGUUGGACUUCCAGCAGGGACCUGCGAAGUACCAAUCUGCCUUCUACUCACAGAACAAGUUUCAGCUCAACUGCAAGUGAUAAUGAUUCCCUACGCCGCCGAGGGGCUGAACCUGCAUAUUCUUUUGUAGGAAUGCAUUGCAUCUUUGAUCAGUGCAAAGCUGCUGUUACUGUUUUGAAGUUUGGGCACAUGAGUUCUGAUUUGCUUGCAUAUGGGGCGUCAGAUGGAACCUUGACAGUGUGCUUAGUCUCAGACCCACCUUCAGUCAUCAAAAAAUUAGAGGGCCAUUCUAAAGAUGUCACAGAUUUCGACUUCUCGUCCAAUAAUCAGUACAUUGCUUCAGCAUCCAUGGAUAAAACUGUGAGAGUAUGGGAGUUAUCAAAAGGGAUUUGCAUUCGAGUAAUAUAUGGAGUCUCUUCACAAUUGUGUAUUCGUUUUCAUCCUGUAAACAACAACUUCCUCUCAGUUGGCAAUGCAAACAGAGAAAUUACCGUAUUCAAUUUCAGCACUGGCAGGAUUAUUAAUAAAUUGGUGUUUGACGAUAAGGUUACAUCCAUGGACCAUGAUCACACUGGUCACCUCAUUUUCUGCGGGGAUGCACAGGGAUGUGUAUACUCCACAAGCAUGGACUCACACACAGGUGCAUUGUCCCGGUCUCAUCGUUAUCGAAGUAGUGGCAAGAGCAAAUAUCCAGUAACAACUGUUCAGUACCGGAGUUUCUCUCUGCUAGCAGGAGGCCCUGUGUUGCUGACCUGUACUCAAGAUGGAAGUUUGUCGUUCUAUAGUGUUGCCUUGGAAAUAAAAGGUUAUCUGACUCUUCGUUGCUCACUCAAAUUGGCUCCACGAGUACAUAGCAUCCGGGCUUCUUUCUGCCCCUUACUUUCCCUUGAAAAAGGAGAGUAUAUAGUUGCCGGAAGUGAGGAUUCAAACGUUUAUUUCUAUGAUUUGACUCGGCCAAAGCAUACAUGCGUCAACAAGCUACAGGGUCAUCGCUUUCCAGUCGGUGAUGUUGCGUGGAACCACGGGGAGAAUUUGCUGGCUACAUCCGAUCUGUAUGGCAUCGUUAUUGUAUGGAAGAGAGAGAAGACAAGUCAAGACAAAUAUAAGCGGUAACAAGUCUCGCCCACACUCCAAGAUGAAACAGGGAAAUUUAGCUUUGCGUUGUCUCAUCAUUCUUUGGUAACUGCUAAGCCACCUGUAGCAUAUGUUUCGCGAUUCAUUUGUAUCAGAAUGUGAAAACUGAGCUUCCAUUGUUUGUAUUGAAUUUUGCACCCAUCCUCUAACCAUCAGCAUGCACAUGGCAUUGAAGAGCCUAAAUGAAAACGAAACAGAAUCAUUCUUGUUAUUAAA